Molecule: messenger RNA, 1191 nt
Organism: Jaminaea rosea
Lineage: Eukaryota; Fungi; Basidiomycota; Exobasidiomycetes; Microstromatales
Exons: 2
Coding region: 1-1191 (396 amino acids)
Biological process (GO): ergosterol biosynthetic process
Molecular function (GO): C-4 methylsterol oxidase activity; iron ion binding
Source: RefSeq, a predicted model, not a curated record
AUGACAUCCAAGGCCGACAUCCCCAAGGAGGCAGGUCGCCCACCUCUCAACGUCCGCCCUUCAAUGGAAGGUCAACGUCGUGACUCAGGCUCACAAAUGCCCACUCUUCCCCCCGACAAUGCCUGCGACGAGCCCGCUCCCGAGGCACCGGGAGGAGCAGGUAAGGGCGCCAUCGCCACGGACCCUGCCACCGGCAAGGGCUUCGACAAGGUGUACGGUGUCCGCCCCAAGACCACUUGGCAUUUGAAGCCUUCGAUGGAGAAGAAUCUGUGGGAGUACAUUUGCUCGCUCGACAUCGGUCCGGACACGGCCUAUCAGCGUCGCGAUGACAACAGCGAGCUGAGGGGCCCUCCGCCUAUCAGGCCGAUGUGGGAGGAGAACCUCUUCAUCAUCUCGACCGGCUCGAUUCCCCUCCUGCUCCACACUGCAUGGAACUUCCUCCUCCCAGAGCACCCCAUGCACUGGGCUCCCGCUUGGGUCAUGUACCACCUCAGCUUCAUCGUCUUCGCCAAGGUGAUGAUCCGUCGCCUCCACUACUUCAUGGCCGAGUACGGCUGCUUUGAUGAGCAGAACCGCGGUCGUGACAUGGUCGACGACAAGCACGUCAACCACUUGGGACGCUCCAUUUUCAUCUACACCGUCUUCCGUACUCUCGGCCCUUUCCUCCUCGCCUGGCGCGGUGACAUGGCCAACCCUCUCGCUGGCCUGUCAUGGGCUACUCCGUUCAAGAUGGCUUGGUGGGAGAUUGCUCUCGACUACUGGUUCUACCUUUACCACCGAUCUACCCACGAGUUCGACGCCCUCUGGUUUAUCCACAGGCAGCACCACGCCACCAAGCACCCGACGCCCAUCCUCUCCAUCCUCGCAGACGACAUCCAGGAGUGCCUCGAGAUCUUCAUCAUCCCCUUCCUCGCUACGGCAGUCUCUCCCAAGUUGUCCUUCGCUGAGCUGCACCUCCUCGUCGUCUACACUCUGUACGUCGAGGCCCUCGGCCACUCCGGCAUUAGGGCAAUCUGGCGUCACCCUAUCCUCGGCCAGUUCCUCCGCGUCAUGGGCGCCGAGCUCGCUGUCGAGGACCAUGACCUGCACCACCGCUUCGGCAAGUCGGGCAGGAACUACGGAAAGCAGACGAGGAUUUGGGACAGGCUGUUCGGCACUAUCGGAGAGAGGAUUGAGACGCCUCUCAACUAA